UGCUCUCAAAUUUUUUUAUAAAUAGGUCUGGAGACCCCUCAGUUAACUUGAAGCCAUAUAUCCACAAGAUUUUUUUUUUUUCCCCCUCUGCUUUGUGUUGAUAGGUCGCUGGACUCUGGAAAGCUCCUCUGGAUGUUUGAGACACUGAAAAUUUUAAGUGCCAAGGCAGUAGCAAUGAACAGUGCGAAGGCAAACACCCUGGCGCAUUUAUACAGGCAGCUGAAAACUAUCUGGAGUCCAGCAGCAGUGCCAGCACGACUCUGCAGCCUGGCCACCUGCACUCGCAAAAACAGGAAUGAUGCAUUGCAUCCACUUUGGCAGAGUCCGCUUACAAUUCCUGGAGGCACCCGGCAGUCUCCUAUCAAUAUUCAGUGGAGAGACAGUGUUUAUGACCCCUUUCUGAAGCCUCUGAAAAUCAGCUAUGACCCAGCGACGUGUCUUCACAUCUGGAACAAUGGAUAUUCAUUCCUGGUUGAGUUUGAUGAUUCUACUGAUAGAUCAACAAUCGUUGGAGGUCCCUUGGAAAACCAGUACAGGCUAAAGCAGUUCCACUUCCAUUGGGGAGCUAUAAACGAGUGGGGUUCAGAGCACACAGUUGACAGUAAAUUUUACCCAGCAGAGUUACAUUUAGUACACUGGAAUGCUGUUGCAUACCCAACUUUUGAAGAAGCUGUAAUGGAGGGUAACGGCUUGGCUGUUAUUGGAGUGUUUUUAAAGCUAGGAACACAUCAUGAAGGGCUGCAGACACUGGUUGAUGCCUUGCCGGCAGUUAAACACAAGGACACUAUUAUCGAGUUUGAUGUCUUUGAUCCCUCUUGUUUGAUACCUUCGUGCCCCGAUUAUUGGACCUACGCAGGCUCUUUGACUACUCCCCCGCUUACGGAAUCAGUCACAUGGAUUAUUAAAAAGAAGCCGAUAGAGGUUGAUGAAAAUCAGCUGGAAGCAUUUCGGAUGCUGCUCUUUACUUCAGAUGGCGAAGAAGAAAAGAGAAUGGUAGACAACUUCCGCCCUCUUCAGCCAUUAAUGAACCGAACCGUCCGUUCAUCCUUCCAAAUCAGGCAUCUCUUAAAUACUGAAGUACAGCCCAAAGACCGUGCUGAGCAGAUCAGGCCAUAGAUGGCCCAUGAAACAUCAGUCCGGACAUUUCAUCCAGACAUAUCCGUAUACCUGGGCUGAUGUUAUUUUUUAAUUAUUUUUCCUUUUCCUGCAGUGUGUGUAUGCCGUACAGUUUCAUAGCCAGCCAGUUUCGGUUCUGCUAAGUGCCAUUUGACUUAUAUUAGAGAAGCUGUGGGGUCGUUUAGUUCUGCUUUUUCAAAGUAGUAAAUAAUAUUAACCCUUAACAAACUGACUUGCUUUAAAGCAAGGAUCAGUAAGGAAUUAUUUUGACAGUUAAAGGAAAAAUAAGGGCAGGAGGUCUCUUUCCCGAUCUCUUUUCUGAACUGUUCUGUGUCUCUUCAAAUGCUCUUUCAUUUGCUUACAUAGCAAUUACAUAGCUUACAUGAAUUAAUAAUCCAAACUAAAAACAUGUAAGCAAGCAGAAAGUGUGAAGAAGUUAAUAGCAUUAAUACUGAUCAGGUCCUUUUGUGGAAUUGUUUCAGAGGUUUGAGAACUAACUUCUCUAGUCUGAUAUACAGAGACAGUUUAUCUUCUUCCUUAUUUCUUGGUGUUUAGGAUGACAAGAGGAGAAGGAAAAAAUGAAUUACAGAAUCUAACCUUUUUCCAUUGUAUUGACUGUAUGAUCUCUGUUUGAUAUGGAUGUCACGGAAUGUCCAUUCUAUCUACACCACAAGUCAGCAGACUUUUUCUAAAACCUUAUAACAGAUGUAGAAGUUUUUAGCUUUGGCAGCUUUUACAUUUCUGCGUCAAUAAUGUACCAGGAGAAGAGAGCAGAACAGAAUUUACCAGUAUCUCGAGACUGGCAGAGCAGCAAAUUAAGCAAAAAUGUCCAACUGAUCCCAGGAAACUGAUCACAUCAAAGGAAAGCAAAAUUAGAUAUGCCCCAGCUGACCUUCCCAACGGGAUUUGGGGGGGAAAAAAAAAACAAACCCCAAACAAUUUCUGAAACCUAAUCCAGUGCUAAGAGAGUAUGGACAAAAUGCAGCAUUCAGAUACUUGGAAGGUUAUUUUUUUUUCCUUCAGUAAUUCAUCUAGCAACAGUGUACUCUCUUCAAAGUCUUGUCUUAAGGUGUACUUCCCUUAUAAAGAGUUAUCUAGCUUCAAGAUAACUGGGGACCAGAUUAUAUUUAUAGCACCUUAUAGUACCAAAGUUCAGUGGUGGCUGAAAUUUAUUUGUGGACCAGAUAAAAUUGUUGUGUAAGCUGCCAGCUGUGGAGCCUUAUCCUAGAGUUACGAUCCAAUUGCCACAAGUAUUAUCUACCUCUAAGCAUACUACUACUAGCCAUAAUUUUCUCUCAAGCACCUUUCUCACUGGCUUUUUAUGCUUUACUGUUUUUAACGAUGUGCCUGUACAUGAAAAUCACGUAUGGUCAGAUUUUCUGAUGAGGAGCAGGUCUAUCUGUAGACUCAUGACAUGAUCUUGAUUGAUUGUAUUUGAGGAGUCAUCCUGUGGAACAGAUGUUGCUUGGUCUGCUCCUGCCAGUAAGCGAAGUCACUAAGCUGGUGUGACUCAGCACAAGUGAAGCCAGGACACUAGCUCGUCGAUGCUAAAUUCAGAACUUUAUAAUUGAUACUUCUGUUUUUUUUAAGCCUAAGUGUUGAGUUUAAAAGCACUUUAACACUUUUUAGUGUGACCUUGAUGAUUUUAAGGUUUUUUUAUGUUCUUAUUUAACCAAUUAAGUGCCCAGGUCCUGCCUUUUCUUCCUUAAUAGCUCUACCUCAGGCUGUUGUUAAUGUUGCAACACUUGUGCCUUUCUGUCUGGGCAAUCUGAAACGUGCCCACUUCACCUCAGAGUGACUCUACAUGGUAGAUGUAAGAAAAUCUCUUUUCUAUUCCAGUGUAGUAUACUUACUUUUACUGUGUAGUACGUUCAACAUGGCAGUAUGUAUCUUCGGUUUCAUUACCUCUCCCAAGCCCUUACUGCUCAGUUGACCCAUCUUGCUUGACCUCUGUAGAGCUAUACCAUCUAUACCAACUUGGUUGAACGAUAGCAUCCCAGUUGAAUCUAUACAGUCUUUGGCAUCAUCUUAGAAUCACAGAGUCGUUUAGGUUGGAGAAGACCUUUAAGAUCAUUCAGUCCAACCGUUAACCCAGGACUGCCAAGUCCACCACUAAACCAUGUCCCUAAGGGCCACAUUGACAUGUCUUUUAAUUAUCUCCAGGGAUGGUGACUCCACCGCUUCCCUGGGCAGCCCAUUCCAGUGCUUGUUAACCCUUUUGGUUGAAGAAGUUUGUCUUAACAUCCAAUCUAAACCUCCCCUGGUGCAGCUUGAGGCAGACAGACUUUUUACUAUGUUCCUAGUCCGCAGAAUCACAUCAGUCAUGGUUUUGCCAGAGAAUGCUAGGUUCCAAAAUAAUUUUGGAAGGGAUAUCUACAGUUCUGGCAAUAGGAAAAGAAUUCUUUUGUUUUCUGCCUGAAUGUAGGUGCUGUAGUCAUUGUUAAGGUUGAGGGUUUUGUUCAGUGCUGUUAUUGCAAAUGCUUUUCUGAGGAGGACCCUGUAGAAACAUGGCAGUGGUUCAGAACUUGUCUUUCUUUGAGAUUUUUUGCUGCUUAUUAUUAGCAGUUAAGAAAAACUGUAAUAUAAAGACAUCUUAAUGUCGCCUUCACAUUUAAAACACAUUUUAAAAAAAAAAGUCACAUACAGGUGACACAGAAGCACUAAGCUAGAUAUAGGUAGCCUGCAUCAGUAUCCCUAUCGUAUAUAAAUAGGUUGUUUUAAAAAGCUUCAUACGAUUGCUCAAAGUUUUUUAGUUGCCUUGGUAAUUUUCACCAAAUUUUUAUGUACAUCUGAUCCACUGAGCCUGUUUCACUAGUUAAUAGAGCUUCCCUAGCAUAUGCAAAUACAAAAAAAGAAGUAUUUUGCUCCCAGGGAACUACCAUAGUGUAAACGUUUAAUCUUCAGAUGCUUCAUAACGCUCUAGUAUGCUCACACCCAACUGAGAUCUCAGUGGUUAGGUUUGCUGCACUGAACCAGAUUUUCUUCCUGGGUGUGUAAAUCUCUGUAAGAUGCUCACCACCAUGCAUCCAUCAGAGAGAAAGUUGACUACUCUGUUUUCAGUGAUCUUUCUAAAAUUCUCAUAGAAAUUUACUUUGUUAAAGUAUUGUCGUGGAAGUUUUGUUAGAGAAUAGGUAUAUUAGCCAGUCAUACAAUCAAUAAGCUAUGCUCCAUAUAUAUUUACAUAAAAUCACAUCUAAGUAUACUGACAUAAACCUAAUUAUUUCAAUUUCAGCACUGAUAGUUUCAAAUAUCAGGAAAUGGGGUCGACGUAGAAAAACUUAACUCUGUGCUACAAAUAUAAGCUUUACAGGGAUUUUCUGUUAUAGUUAUUUUGCUGGUUUUUGAGUCUUGCAUUUACACAUUAGUGUUUUAGCAUCUCUGGGUAAGGUCAACAGUAUCUCAGUUGCAGGGUGGAUUGUCAUUGAAAUUAGCAGUCUGAAAAUUAUCAGAAAGAUUGUUUGUUUGUUUGUUGGGUUUUUUUAACUUUUAGUUUACAAUGACUGUACUGGCCUUGCAAAAGCUAACUGUGAGAAAAAUAAUUCUGCAUGCCUGCACAAGUGUGUAAAACAGGAGAUGGGAUAUAAUUCUUUUGUCUUAUUCUCUCAGUUGCAUGAGGGGAAAACCAAUUUGAUUUGAUUGUUGGACUAGAGCUAAGACCUGUAAUGAUUUUGCACAGCUAAGUUGAACUCUAAAGUGCCUGCAUAGGAAUCUUUGGGCUCUUUGUUUUUAUGGUACAGUCCAAAAGGGUCAAAGGACACAUUUGUGUUUGUCCUUGCAUAGUAGUCACUUCUGUUACUUAACAGGGUACUGGGAGGCGUUCCUGUGGCAGUAAGCGCUAGGAAUUAAAGACUGUAACAGAAAUAAUUUUGAGGACAGCUUACUGAAAAGGGAGUAGGGUUUUGGGCAUAGGUCUGCAUCCCUGUCGGUCUGACUUCCAGUUGCCUUUCAAUGUUUCUGUUCAGUGUUGGUCUUACCAGAAGUCUCGUUCUCGGUGACUUCGUAGUUGAAGGACUUAAUUUGCCGUUUGGAUGGUUGCUCUGUGUUCCUACAUUCCCGAGCAUCCGCACUGGUGCACUUCAGGUGUGCGCCACCACGUGUACCUGGCCGCUCUUUUGUUCUCUUCUGUCAAGAAUGGUUUGCGUUGGUAUUUUUACUGCAGUUCUGACAGGAGUGUAUCUUUUGGCUUUGAAAGCUUUAGAAAUGGAGACUGCUUUGAUCUCCCAAAAAUCUACUGGGUUUUAGAGUACUGGAAUCCUGCACAGGUUGCUUUUGAGGAAGGGUCCCUUCUUCUGCUCAACUUAAUAGUCAAUAGCGUUUGCUUUAAAAAUUGCAUGCCUUUAAUUCGGAAUGUCUUAACUUGUAUUUCUUGGCACAUCUUUGUUUUUUCCUUUGUGCCUCUUGUAUUCCUGGCAGUUAUUACAUUGUGUAUUUUAAUGUAUGUUAUCUGCAUAAUCAUAAUUUACGCAAGUAAUUGUCUUUGCGGACAACAUAUGUAACCGGGAAUGCUGUUUGUUCUCCUAAGAUACAGGCCUUUACCGUCAGUUUUUACCUGCUGUAAAGAAACUUCUAGCUGCUGGAUUUUAAACUGUUACUUUAGUGUACAAACUAUGUAAUAAAGAAACACAGAGAAACCUG
This is a messenger RNA of Falco peregrinus (peregrine falcon), 5751 nucleotides long. RefSeq names its product carbonic anhydrase 5A (gene CA5A). NCBI's taxonomy places the organism in Eukaryota, Metazoa, Chordata, Aves, Falconiformes, Falconidae. Gene Ontology annotation, cellular component: mitochondrion; cytoplasm. The record is from RefSeq and is a predicted model, not a curated record. Gene Ontology annotation, molecular function: carbonate dehydratase activity; zinc ion binding. The coding region runs from base 133 to 1116 and encodes 327 amino acids. The transcript has 7 exons.